AUGCAAGGACUGCUGACCUUCAGGGAUGUGGCCAUCGAAUUCUCUCAGGAGGAGUGGGGAUGCCUGAACCCCAGUCAGUGGGAACUGUACAGAGAUGUGAUGUUAGAGACCUACGGACACCUCGUCUUCUUGGGUCUUGUUGUGUCAAAGCCAGACCUGUUCAUCUUUUUGGAACAAAAGAGGGAGCUAUGGGAUGUGAAGAGAAAGGAGACAGUAGCCUCAUACCCAGGCAUUGAGGGUUACCUUUCUAAGGAGUGUGACAUAGCCUUCAACAGGCACUCAGCACUAAUUCAACACCUGCGAGUGCACACUGGAGAGAAACCUUAUGAAUGUGAAGAAUGUGGCAAGGCCUUUACUCACCAGUCACACCUUAACAGACAUCACAGAAUCCAUACUGGAGAGAAACCUUACCAAUGCAAAGAAUGUGGCAAGUCCUUUACUCAGCAGUCAGACCUCAACAAACAUCACAGAAUCCAUACUGGAGAGAAGCCUUACCAAUGCAAAGAAUGUGGCAAAUCCUUUACUUGCCAUGCAAGCCUUAUCCAACAUCUCCGAAUCCAUACUGGAGAGAAGCCUUACCAAUGCAACGAAUGUGGCAAAUCCUUUCCUCACCACUCAACACUUAUCCAACAUCUCCGAAUCCAUACUGGAGAGAAGCCUUACCAAUGCAAAGAAUGUGGCAAGGCCUUUACUUACCACUCAACCCUUAUCCAACAUCUCCGAACCCAUACUGGAGAGAAGCCUUACCAAUGCAAAGAAUGUGGCAAGGCCUUUACUCACCAGUCACACCUUAACAGACAUCACAGAAUCCAUACUGGAGAGAAACCUUACCAAUGCAAAGAAUGUGGCAAAUCCUUUACUCACCACGCAAGCCUUAUCCAACAUCUCCGAAUCCAUACUGGAAAGAAACGUUACCAAUGUAAAGAAUGUGGCAAAUCCUUUACUCUCCACUCAGGCCUUACCCAACAUCACCAAAUCCAUACUAGAGAGAAACCCUACAGAUAUGAGAAGUGCGGUGACAAAGUCUUCAACAGGCACUCAGCACUAAUUCAACAUCAGCGAGUGCACACUGGAGAGAAACCUUACGAAUGUGAAGAAGGUGGUAAAACCUUUAAUGAUGCCUCAUCAGUAAAUGUAUGUAGACUGAUCCAUAUAGGAGAGAAACCUUACGAAUGUGAAGAAGGAGGUAAAGCCUUUAAUGAUGCCUCAUCAGUAAAUGUACAUCACCGAACCCAUACUGGAGAGAAACCUUACCAAUGUACGGAAUGUGGCAAGUCAUUUACUCACCAUUCAGACCUUAACAGACAUCACAAAAUCCAUAGUGGAGAGAAGUCUUACCAGUGCAAAGAAUGUGGCAAAUCCUUUACUCAACACUCAAACCUUAUCCACCAUCUCCGAAUCCAUACUGGAGAGAAGCCUUACCAAUGUAAAGAAUGUGGCAAAUCCUUUACUCAAUACUCAAACCUUACCCAACAUCACAAAAUCCAUACCGGAGAGAAGCCUUACCAAUGCAAAGAAUGUGGCAAAUCCUUUACUCGCCACACAAGUCUUAUCCAUCAUCUCCGAAUCCAUACUGGAGAGAAGCCUUACCAAUGUAAAGAAUGUGGCAAAUCCUUUACUCAACACUCAAACCUUACCAACCAUCACAGAAUCCAUACUGGAGAGAAACCUUACCAAUGCAAGGAAUGUGGCAAAUCCUUUACUCGCCACGCAAGCCUUAUCCAACAUCUCCGAAUCCACACUGGAGAGAAGCCUUACCAAUGCAAAGAAUGUGGCAAAUCCUUUACUCAACACUCAAACCUUACCAACCAUCACAGAAUCCAUACUGGAGAGAAGCCUUACCAAUGUAAAAAAUGUGGCAAGUCCUUUACUCACCACUCAAGCAUUACCACACAUCACCAAAUCCAUACUAGAGAGAAACCCUACCAAUGUAACGAAUGUGGCAAGAUCUUUACCAAGCACGCACACUUUACUGGAUAUAAAAGAAUUCAUUCUGGAGAGAAAUGUUAGUAAUGUGAGUAACUUGCCAAAGCCUUUAUCCAACACUCACCUUAUUCAACAUCACAGAAUUCAUACUAGAUCGAAACUCUACAAAUGUUAGAAUAUGGCUAGAUCUUUACGUGACCUUUACACUUUACUUGACGUCACAGAAUUCAUACUAGAUGAAAAACUUCCCAAUGUAAAACAUGCAGUAUGGUCUUUAAUCACUUUUCAGCCUUUCCUCAGUAUCACAGAAUUCAUCCUGUAGCAACUCUUCCAAAUGUGAAGAAUGUAAGAAAGGUUUUGCGGACUGUUCACCCCUUGCUUCACAAUGCAAACUAGAUCCUGGAGAAUAACCACUGAAUAGGACAGCAUGUGGCAAGACUUCUAAGAACUCCUACACCCUGAAUCCUGAACAGAGAAGGAAUACUAGGGAAGAUGUUGUAAAUAUACAGAAUUUGGAGAGCAUGUUAAUUAGAGCUGAAGCUUCAUUCUACAUCACAGAAUUCAUCCUGGAGAAAAAACGUAAAAUGUAAAAAAUGACUGCUCAACCCUACUCAGGAUCGCAGACUUUAUCCUGAGGAGAAACUUUAGAAAGUAAAGAAUGUGUCCCACCGUUAGCUGGAACUCACAACUUGCUCAAUUCCAUAGCUAUCUUAGAGCAUAGAAAGAGAGAAAGAGAAGAGAGAAUUGCAGUGCUUACAAGUGGAGUUUGAUCCUUCAUCAAUACUUGAAAAAACACAUGAGAUUUAAAUCCUACAUCAUGACAUCAUGAAUGAGGCACGGCUUUCAUAUCCAGUGUACACCAGACAGUGCUUGAAAGAAGGUAUCAUUGAAGACAUAUUUAGAAAAAUAUAAUUGAACAUCAAAUGUCAAUAAAUGUCACCGAAUUCACAUUGGGAAGAAGUACAUCAGUCUCUAUUCAGAAAUAUAUCAAAAUACUGAUGAUAAUGAAUAAUACAAAGUUAAACUCGAUGUAUAUGCUCUUAUGCCUCAAAAGAUUAAAUGGAUUUGUUGACGGGAGCCAUUCUGACUCACAAGUUGAGAAUUCUCCUUGUGAGGUUAAGGAAGGUUUGCAAGGUCUCUUUCCAUCAGACGAUGACCCACUCAGUUGUUUUUGCUUGAGCACCAACACCCCCCCGCCCCACAAGGCCCCUUGUUGAUUGGUAUCUGGAGUGACGUGUCCCCUUAUUCGGGCCCUAAUACAUGCUGAUUGCACCUUGUGGAGGAACUUAUUAUAGGAACUUCUUUUGUGAAUAUGGAAGCAACCGUUGCAUUUCCUGAGAAUCCUGUUUUUCUUAGGCUUCUCAAGUAAACAGGCUAUUGACCUCUGCUCACAAAGAACUAACUUUUGCCUUUGCUAUGCUAGAAACAUUGUCUUCUAUUUGAAUGCUAAGGAUACCUUCCUGCCCAUAUGAUUAGCAUUAAUCAAUGUAAAUUAACAUUUACAUCAAUCAUUAUUGAUAAAGAUUAUGCAUGAAUCUUCUACAAAUCUAUGUUCUGGUAAAUUGUUACCUCUCAAAGAAUUUUAUCAUCAGAAAUCACUGUCUAAGACAAAUGCCACUAAUGUACUAUUCCCCAUACAUUUGACCAUAAAUAAAGCUGAGUCUCAGUCAGUGCGGAGAAGCCUGCCUGUUGAUCAGAAAGAA
This is a messenger RNA of Suricata suricatta (meerkat), 3629 nucleotides long. Its product is annotated as zinc finger protein 420-like. The coding region runs from base 1 to 2010 and encodes 669 amino acids. The transcript is spliced from 9 exons. The record is from RefSeq and is a predicted model, not a curated record. Lineage: Eukaryota; Metazoa; Chordata; Mammalia; Carnivora; Herpestidae. Gene Ontology annotation, molecular function: DNA-binding transcription repressor activity, RNA polymerase II-specific. Gene Ontology annotation, biological process: negative regulation of transcription by RNA polymerase II.